Fusarium mangiferae is the source of this 771-nucleotide messenger RNA. RefSeq lists its product as uncharacterized. Lineage: Eukaryota; Fungi; Ascomycota; Sordariomycetes; Hypocreales; Nectriaceae. The transcript is spliced from 2 exons. The record is from RefSeq and is a predicted model, not a curated record. Bases 1 to 771 code for a protein of 256 amino acids.
AUGGCUUCUAAGAUUCAAAACGUAACGGAGUUCUCAUACGUCACCCUCAACGAGGGUGUCAAUGUCUUUGAUGAAUCAGCUGCGGCAAAGACUUAUCAAAAUGUGCUUGAGACUGCGUUGAAACAACCUGGUGCUCGACGAGUUUAUACUGGUGUUGAGGUUGAGAAUCCUUCUACACUAUGGCUGUUCCUUGACUGGGAGACUUUGGAGGAUCAUGAGAAUUAUCCCAAGACCGCUGAUCACGGCCCUAUCAUUGAAUCUCUCAAACCCAUCGUGGACUUUUCAAAGUCUAUCAACAAACACGUCACCCUAACUCCCUUCCCCCCAGAAGACGUCCUCAGCAAAGACUGCUCCCCCGUGACAGAAGUCCUGCUAGCAUUCUUCCCUCCGGACUACGACGUCGCAUCCCGCGCCACAGCCACCCGCCGUCUCGAGGAGUUUACCGGCGUAGCACUCAAGACAUCCCGCGACUGGCGCGGCAUCAGCUACGGAUGGAGUGUUGAGAACGACGUGCCUAUCCGAGGAGAAGAGGGUAAGACGGGGAGUAUGCUUGCGGCGUUUAUUGGAUGGCUGAGUGUUGAGGCGCAUCAGAAGUUUAGGGAGACGGAUGAUUUUAAGCAGAAUAUUGGCCUGUUGAGGGAGAUCCCGGGGUUGGUGAAAUUAGCUGCUUUUCACGUUAGUUGCGUGAGUAAGGAGGCGGAGGGGUUGAGUGAGAGGGAUGCUGAGAAGGCUCAUGAGCAUAGUCAUGAUCAUGGUGGCGGAUGCUGUUAG